Molecule: messenger RNA, 744 nt
Organism: Diaporthe amygdali
Lineage: Eukaryota; Fungi; Ascomycota; Sordariomycetes; Diaporthales; Diaporthaceae
Exons: 2
Coding region: 1-744 (247 amino acids)
Source: RefSeq, a predicted model, not a curated record
AUGGAAUCUCUUGGACUCGCCUUUAGCGCUGCUGGAGCCUUGACCCAGGUACUCGAAUGCUUCGAGUAUGUCUAUGUAGCUCGGAAUUUCGGCAACGACUACCAGAUCUACCAAUUGAAGCUUGACAAUGCAAGGCUUCGACUGUCCAGGUGGGGCUCAUCGGUGGAUCUGAAAUCAGCACCCAAGCAAGAGCAGGACCAAGCCAUACGAGCGUUGCAGAAGAUCUAUGAUCUCUUCACGAAGACCGAGGAGCUUUCAGACGAGUUCGCAAAGAAGAAUCACAAGCAAAAAUACUACGCCGGGUCCCAGGAGCCACCUGAAUCGAACCGGCUCGACAAGAUUACAGAAGCUUUGCAUGAGAAGAUGCGCGACCUGUCUCUCUUACGCGAGCGUCAACCCUCCAAAUCGACCCUCAAGAAAUCCAAAUGGGCUAUAUACUCCAAAGAACACAUGGCUAGCCUGACUGAAAAUCUCACAACCCUCACCACCGAGCUUGUCGAGCUCUUCCCAAAUGCCAGGGAGGAGCAGAAAAAGCUGUGCGAAAUUGAGAUGCUGGGCUUUCUUGACAACAUCCGCGUUCUGAGAGAAGCCAUUGGGGAACAAGAUGGCAUCCUUGCAGAAGAGUUGAAGAGGAUUUUGGAGCCAAGAGAGCGAAGCAUCAAGUUCCAAAACAAUCUGAAGGACAAUGCAAAAAUAGGUGCCAUGAUGGAUACAAAUGCGGGGAAAAUAGAUCAAAAGUUUUGA